AUGCUCCAUAUAGACAAAAUAAUACAGGACGUGCGAAAAUGCAAAAUUGUGCCCGAAAACGACAUCCAGGAGCUGUGUUUUCUGGCACAGGAGCUGCUGAUCCAGGAGUCCAACAUCCAGCUGGUGGAUCCCCCCGUGACGAUCUGCGGAGACAUCCACGGGCAAUUACACGACCUAUUGCGACUGUUCAAGAUCUCCAAUGAGCCUCCGCACACCAAAUACCUGUUUCUCGGCGACUUUGUGGACCGCGGCUUCUACUCGCUCGAGACGUUUCUGCUGCUGCUGUGCUACAAAGUGCGAUAUCCAGACCGUAUCUUCUUGAUCCGGGGAAACCACGAGUCGCGUCAGAUCACCAGCGUGUACGGGUUUUACGACGAAUGCAUGCGCAAAUACGGCUCGGCGAACGUGUGGCGCUACUGCUGCGACGUGUUCGACUACCUCGCGCUCGGAGCGUACAUUCUGAGCGGCGCGAGCGCGGACGGCGGCGUGCUGUGCGUGCACGGCGGACUGAGCCCGGCAAUCGAGACGAUCGACGAGAUCCGGCUGAUCGACCGCAAACAGGAGGUCCCGCACGACGGGCUCAUGUGCGACCUGCUGUGGUCGGACCCUGAAGAAAACAUCCCGGCCUGGGCGGUGUCGCCGCGCGGAGCCGGCUACCUGUUUGGCUACACCGAAACCGAGCGAUUCCUGUUCAAGAACAACCUCAGUCUCAUUGCGCGCGCCCACCAGCUGGUCAUGGAGGGCUACAAAGAGGUGUUUGACGGCGGCCUCGUGACCGUGUGGUCUGCGCCCAACUACUGCUAUCGCUGCGGCAACGUGGCCGCCGUGCUGACGCUCGACGACAACCUCAACCGCAAUUAUACCGUCUUUGACAGCAUGCUGCAGGACUGCUCGGAGAUCCCGUCCAAAAAACCCGUCGCCGACUACUUUCUGUGA
Messenger RNA from Ogataea parapolymorpha DL-1, 936 nucleotides. Its product is annotated as Serine/threonine-protein phosphatase 4 catalytic subunit. The record is from RefSeq and is a predicted model, not a curated record. Bases 1 to 936 code for a protein of 311 amino acids. The transcript has a single exon. Gene Ontology annotation, biological process: double-strand break repair via homologous recombination; peptidyl-serine dephosphorylation. Gene Ontology annotation, molecular function: protein serine/threonine phosphatase activity. Gene Ontology annotation, cellular component: cytoplasm; nucleus. NCBI's taxonomy places the organism in Eukaryota, Fungi, Ascomycota, Pichiomycetes, Pichiales, Pichiaceae.